AUGGCGUAAACAUCGCUCGGCGGGCCCGGGAGUCCCGCCCCGGUUCGCCCUCUGCCGCUGGGUUGGCCGCCGGCUCCAGCUGGGCGUCGGAGGAGCUCAGCCGGUUGGCGCAGUCGCUGCCGGUCGCCGCCCCAGGAGGGACGCCAGGGCUGAACGAGGAAGAAGGCGCGCCCGGGAGAGGCCGGCGACAGUCCUCGCCGCGUCCUUAGGGUAACAGCGCGGAGAUGCCGGGAGAAUCACGCGGCCGCAAGGGGAGCGCCGCCGGCUACGAGCGCUUGCGGCCUUUCAGCCGGAAGAAAUGCAGUCCUGAAGAAAGUGCUUCCUUUUACAGCAAGAUAACUUAUACCUGGUUCAGCAGAGUUAUAACUUUAGGCUAUAAGAAGCCACUAGAAAGGGAUGACCUUUUUGAACUCAAUGAGGGAGAUUCUGCCUAUGUGGUAUGUCCAGAUUUUGAAAAGCAGUGGAGGAAAGAACUUCUUAAGUCAAUCAAGGAGAAAAAGGCUCCUGCUUAUGAAGAUGUCACAAAGAGACCAAUUUGUAAAAGGCCAUCUCUCCUUUCACCACUGUGGCAGACAUUUAAGUUUUCAUUGAUCAAGGUUGCUCUUUUGAAAGUUGCAGCUGACAUUUUGGCUUUUACAAGUCCACAGGUCAUGAAAGAAAUGAUUCUACAGUAUGAGCAUCACUCUGUUUCAUAUUGGAAUGGUUAUGGAUAUGCCGUUGCUCUGCUCUUUGUUGUAGUUCUGCAGACCCUCCUACAUCAGGUUUAUCAGCGUCUGAACAUUCUUACUGCUGUAAAAAUUAAGACUGCCAUUGUUGGCCUCGUAUACAAAAAAGCCUUAAAUUUAUCCAAUUUUUCACGACAAAAAUACACAACUGGCGAAAUUGUUAACUUAAUGUCUACAGAUAUCCAGCAACUUAUGGAAGUGGCCAUCAACCUCAACCUCUUAUGGUCAGCCCCUUUUCAGAUCCUACUUACCAUCAUCUUCCUUUGGCAAGAACUCGGCACCUCAGUUUUGGCAGGCAUUGGUGUGCUCCUUUUGGUCUUACCUAUAAAUACUUUUUUUGCUGCCAAACUGAAGCAACUCAGGAAAAGUCAAAUGAAGAAUAGCGAUCUACAAGUUAAACUCCUAAGUGACGUCUUGCAUGGAAUAAAGAUUCUCAAGCUGUAUGCAUGGGAGCCUUCAUACCAGAAAAAGAUUCUGGCAAUUCGAGAACGGGAAAUUGAUGUUUUGAAAUCCACUGGAUAUCUGACAACAUUCUCCAUGCUGACAUUGACUUGUAUUCCUUUCCUGGUUUCUUUGGCUACUUUUGGAGUCUUUUUUCUCUUGGGUGAAGAAAAUGUUUUGACUGCAGCUAAAGUUUUUACCUCAAUCUCCCUCUUUAACAUUUUACGACUACCUUUGUUUGAUUUGCCUACAGUGAUAUCUGCAGUAGCUCAGGCGAAGGUUUCUCUAAGCCGUUUGGAGGAUUUUCUGUCUUCUGAAGAUCUUGACCCUCAAAAUAUUAAUGCAGACUAUAGUGGAGAUCAUGCAGUUAGAUUUGUUAAUGCCUCUUUCCGCUGGGAGAAGAUUGGAGCUCCGACUUUAAAUAAACUGAGCCUAAAGAUUCCAGAAGGUUCAUUGGUGGCAGUUGUGGGUCAAGUUGGAUCAGGCAAAUCUUCUCUCCUUUCUGCCAUUCUUGGAGAAAUGGAAAAAACAGAAGGAUCUGCUCAGAGAAAAGGUACAGUGGCUUACGUUUCCCAGCAAGCCUGGAUACAGAAUGCCACUUUGCAGGAAAAUAUUCUUUUUGGCUCUGAUAUGCACCAGCAAUAUUACAAAAGAGUUUUGGAGGCCUGCGCUUUAUUGCCCGACUUGGAACAAUUGCCCGUUGGAGAUCAAACAGAAAUUGGGGAAAGGGGUGUGAAUAUAAGUGGGGGUCAGAAGCAGAGAGUAAGCCUGGCGAGAGCUGUGUACAGCAAUGCGGAUCUCUACUUACUAGAUGAUCCCCUGUCUGCUGUAGAUGUCCAUGUUGGGAAGCAUCUGUUUGAAAAGGUGAUCGGGUCCUCUGGCUUGCUGAGAAACAAGACUCGUAUUUUAGUGACAAACAACCUGAUGCUCCUGCCACAAGCAGACCUUCUAGUUAUGAUGGAAGAUGGGAGAAUUACUGAAAUGGGGAGUUACAAAGAGCUACUCUCAAAAAGAGUGAACUUUGCUGAGCUUGUUCUAAACGUUGGUGUAGGAAAAGAAAACAAAGAGACCACUUUGACAUCAAAAGACUAUCCUAAAGGUGAUAUUAAAACACAAGACCACCUUGUACCAAAGAAAACCCAACCUCUAGAGCAUAAACAUGGGACCAUGUUCUCAACAAAGAGGGAAAAAAUUGCUACCGGUACUAUGAAAAUGUCAAUUAUUUUGAAAUACUUGCAAGCCUUUGGCUGGUCAUGGAUGUGGCUAACUAUAGCAGCCCACCUGGGUCAAAAUGCUAUAGCCAUUGGACAAAAUCUAUGGCUCAGCAAAUGGACAACUGAGGCAAAACAAAUUAAUGACUUUGCAGAAUGGAAAACUCUAAGAAACCACAAGCUUGCUGUCUAUGGGAUCUUGGGAUUUGUGCAGGGUUUUUUGGUGUGCUGUGGAGCAUAUGUGCUAACCAGAGGAUCUCUCUGUGCUUCUCGGGCAUUGCAUGAGCAGAUGUUAGACAGUGUCCUGCGCCUUCCCCUCCAGUUCUUUGAAACAAAUCCUGUCGGUCAGAUCAUCAACCGAUUCACCAAGGACAUGUUUAUUGUUGAUAUACGUUUCCAUUAUUAUCUGCGGACUUGGCUGAAUUGUAUGCUGGAUGUUGUUGGAACUAUUCUUGUGAUUGUGUUUGCAUCACCUCUGUUCAUACUAGUUGUGGUUCCACUGGGAUACAUCUAUUUCACUAUACAACGGUACUAUAUAGCUAGUUCCCGACAAAUUCGAAGAUUGGCUGGGGCAUCACAUGCCCCUAUAAUUUCACACUUCAGCGAAACACUUUUGGGUGCAACAACUGUCAGAGCAUUUGGACAUCAGGAAAGAUUUAUUAAUCAAAACAAAGAUGUGGUCAAUGAGAACCUGGUUUACUUCUACAACAACGUGAUUUCAAACAGAUGGCUGGCUGUCAGACUUGAAUUUCUGGGCAACCUGAUGGUCUUCUUUGCAGCAGUACUUACCGUGUUUGCUGGCAGAAAGAUGGAUUCUGCUACAGUGGGAUUAUCAAUAUCAUAUGCUCUAAAUAUAACUCAAAGUUUGAACUUUUGGGUUCGAAAAACAUGUGAAAUUGAAACCAAUGGAAUUUCUAUUGAAAGAGUUUGUGAAUACUCAAAACUAGAAAAAGAGGCCCCCUGGAUACUGUCCAAACGACCACCUGCAGGGUGGCCUGGAGAAGGAGUAAUACAGUUUGUCAAUUACCAGGUUCGGUAUAGACCGGAUCUGGGCCUAGCUCUACAGAAUAUUUCUUUUCAAAGCCACAAAGAAGAGAAGAUUGGAAUCAUAGGAAGAACAGGAGCUGGGAAAUCGACUCUCACAAAUAGCUUGUUUAGAAUAUUAGAAAAAGCUGGAGGCAAAAUUAUCAUAGAUGGUAUUGACAUAUCAACAAUCGGUUUGCAUGAUCUGCGUGGCAAGCUUAACAUUAUACCGCAGGACCCAGUAUUGUUCUCAGGGACCCUCCAAUCCAAUCUGGAUCCACUUGGAAAGUAUUCUGACCUGGAACUGUGGGAUGCACUAGAGUUAUGCGACUUGAAGAAUUUUGUGCAGUCGCUCCCAAAGAAGCUGCUCCAUGAGAUCUCGGAGGGUGGCGAAAAUCUAAGUGCGGGACAGAGACAACUUGUUUGUCUUGCUCGUGCUUUGUUACGGAAGACAAAAGUGUUAAUCUUGGAUGAAGCGACAGCAUCAAUUGACAUUGAAACAGAUAAUCUAGUGCAAUCCACAAUCCGGAAAGAAUUUCACAACUGCACAGUACUCACCAUUGCCCACAGGCUUCAUUCAAUCAUGGACUCUGAUCGGGUGCUUGUUCUGGAUUCUGGAAGGGUUGCUGAAUUUGAUACACCAGAUUGCUUGCUACAACAGAAAGGCAUGUUUUACAGAAUGGUAUCUGAAGCUGGACUACAGCAAGAGACAGCUGCCUAACCGAUUUAGGAACACGGUGUGCAUAUUUUUUAAAAACUGUGCUACAAGUAUAGCAUUCAGAGUUAUUUAAUUUUAUAAGGGCAUAAAGGUGUGUGGGAGGGAUUAAUAGAAUAAAUGGCAACAAUAAACAAUUUUAAUACAAAA
This is a messenger RNA of Pogona vitticeps (central bearded dragon), 4265 nucleotides long. NCBI's taxonomy places the organism in Eukaryota, Metazoa, Chordata, Lepidosauria, Squamata, Agamidae. The record is from RefSeq and is a predicted model, not a curated record.